This is a messenger RNA of Lycium barbarum (goji berry), 1850 nucleotides long. RefSeq names its product pentatricopeptide repeat-containing protein At2g20540-like. Lineage: Eukaryota; Viridiplantae; Streptophyta; Magnoliopsida; Solanales; Solanaceae. The record is from RefSeq and is a predicted model, not a curated record. Bases 103 to 1692 code for a protein of 529 amino acids. Gene Ontology annotation, molecular function: protein binding; RNA binding. The transcript has a single exon. Gene Ontology annotation, biological process: RNA modification.
CUACUCAGCAUCAGACCAUGAGUGGCAAUAUUAGAGUGAAUCUGCUGCCACAAUAAAACACCUAAUCCCCUUCUUUCUAAAUGAAAAUUUUCGCAAAGUCUAAUGUCAAUAUGCACAAAAAGAUGUCUUUUCCUACUAGAAAAAUGCAAGAAUAUGAAGCAACUCAAACAAGCACAUGGACAAGUAAUCACAUGUGGACUUGGUAAAAAUAGCUUUGCCUUAAGCAGAUUAUUAGCUUUCUGUUCAAAUCCUAAUCUUGGUAGUCCAAAUUAUGGAUAUAAAAUAUUUGAACAAAUACAAGAACCCACAAUUUGUAUAUUUAAUACUAUGAUAAAAUCUUUUUUGCUCAAAGGUGAGGUAAACAGAACCAUAGAGAUAUACAAAAAUAUGUUGAAUAUUGGUAUGUACCCUGAUAAUUAUACACUCCCUUAUGUAUUAAAAGCUUGUGGUCAAUUAAAAAGUUGUUAUCUUGGAGAGUUGGUACAUGGGACAAUCUUGAAAUUUGGGUUCUUGAUUGAUACUUUUGUGGGUAAUACUUUAAUAGGUUUUUACACUGGUUUUGACAAUAUGGAAGCUGCAAGAUUUGUUUUUUAUGAGAUUUCUUCGAAAUGUGUUGUUUCUUGGACUGUUUUGAUAUCUGGUUAUGCAAAAAGAGGAGAUGUUUAUGAAGCAAGAUUGAUUUUUGAGGAAUGUGAAGUGAAAGAUAGAGGUGUUUGGGGUGCUAUCAUUUCUUGUUAUGUACAAAAUAAUUGUUUUAAAGAAGGGUUAAAAUUGUUUAGGCAAAUGCAAAUUACUGGGAUUGAACCUGAUGAGGCUAUUUUUGUCAGUGUACUUUCUGCUUGUGCGCAUUUGGGUUCACUUGACAUUGGAAUUUGGAUACAUAGAUAUGUAGAGAAGUUGAGAAUGGCUAUGAGUUUGAAAUUAGGGACUGCUCUUAUUGAUAUGUAUGCAAAAUGUGGUUGUUUGGAUAUAGCAGAGCAGUUGUUCGAUAAAAUGCCUCAAAAAGACCUUAUUUGUUGGAAUGCUAUGAUAUCUGGAUUUGCUAUGAAUGGAAACGGUUUAGAGGCAUUAAGUUUAUUUAAUAAGAUGAGAAGUUGUGGGGUUAGGCCGGAUGAUGUUACGUUCAUUUCGAUGUUCACUGCUUGUAGUUAUGCGGGGAUGGCAAAUGAAGGUCUAUAUUUGUUGAAUCUAAUGUGUAAUGUGUAUUGUAUCGAGCCCAAAGGUGAACAUUACGGAUGCAUAAUCGACGUUCUCAGUAGAGCCGGGCUGGUUGAGAAAGCGAAAAAUGUAGUCCAAAACAUGCCUAAUUCGAGCGUUCCUUCCGAAGAAGCAAUAGGGUGGCGAGCAUUAUUAAGCGCGUGCGGGAAUCAUGGACUCGUUGAUUUGGCUGAGGCUGCUGCCGAGAGAAUUGUGAAAUUAGAAAGGCAUAGCGGAGCAUACGUUCUACUCUCAAAUAUUUAUGCUGCAUCAGGUAAACACGACAACGCGAGAAGGAUAAGGAAGAAGAUGAAAAGCGAAUAUAUAGACAAGGUACCAGGUUGUAGCUCCCUUGAGAUUAAUGGUGUUGUUCAUGAGUUUAUUGCAGGAGAAAAAACUCACACUCAAUUGAUUCAAAUCCAUGAACUUUUGGAGACUAUUAGUAACAAUCAGUUGGAUAAUAGCGUACACAUCUUACAUGGCUCUGAUCAUUGAUACAUUUAUUCGUUGGUUUCUUGAAUUAUAUUUUUGGUUUCUCAAUUCAUUUUGUACAAUUUAAAUUGCUAAAAGUGCCUAAAAACCGAGUAACUUAAUCCCUUCAAUACUUGAAGAAAAAGGAUUUGAAUGUUGGAAGUUCCUUGUUUGCGAUUGGA